This is a messenger RNA of Pteropus alecto (black flying fox), 1828 nucleotides long. It is a transcript of the gene KLHL38, whose product is annotated as kelch like family member 38. NCBI's taxonomy places the organism in Eukaryota, Metazoa, Chordata, Mammalia, Chiroptera, Pteropodidae. The record is from RefSeq and is a predicted model, not a curated record. The coding region runs from base 19 to 1773 and encodes 584 amino acids. The transcript has 3 exons. Gene Ontology annotation, molecular function: protein binding.
UCUUCCGCUCUUGGCAGGAUGGGUGAGGAGCUGCCAGGUGGGCUGCUCUUCCAAGACCAAGACUUCUCCUCUGAACUGUUGAGGCAGCUCAACGGCCUGAGACAAAACAGGAUCCUGACUGAUGUGAGCAUCUGCGCCGGGGCCCAGGAGGUCCCCUGCCACCGAAACGUGCUGGCCUCCAGCAGCCCCUACUUCAGGGCCAUGUUCUGCAGCAACUUCCGGGAGAGCAGCGAGGCCAAAGUCCAGCUGAAAGGCAUCGAGUCCACGGCUCUGGACCAGAUCGUCCUGUACGUGUACACCGGGGAGGCACACAUCACGGCGGAGAACGUUCUGCCUUUGAUCGAGGCUGCCUCCAUGCUGCAGUACCCCAAGCUCUUCGAGGCUUGCUCCUCCUACCUCCAGAGCCAGCUGACCCCCAGCAACUGCCUGGGCAUGAUCAGACUCUCUGAGAUCUUAAGUUGCGAGACCCUCAGAAAGAAAGCCAGGGAGGUGGCCCUGACACGUUUUCCAGAGGUGGCCACGUCGGCAGACCUGAAGGAGCUCUGUGCUUUGGAGCUGAGAGACUACCUGGGGGAUGACGGGCUCUGUGGGGAGGAGGAAAAGGUGUUUGAGGCCCUCAUGGUUUGGGUCAAGCAUGACGUCCAGGCCCGGAGACGACACAUGCAGGACCUGCUCAGGCUGGUCAGGCUCCCGCACGUGCACCCGGCCUUCUUCCAGCAUUUCAUCGCCGGCGACGCGCUCCUUCGGGCCUCGCCCGCGUGCCAGCUCAUCCUGGAGGCGGCCCAGAGGCAGAUGUUUUCUUUGCAGGGCACCCCCAGUGCCCCAGACUGCCAACCACCAUGGCAUGUGCCCCCAAGAAGCUCCUACCGAGACUUCCUCAUCCUCUUGGGGGGAAGGAAGGACAGCCAGCAGACCACCAGAGACGUUCUGCUGUAUGACAGACAGACUGGCCAGUGGCAGAGCCUGGCCAAGCUUCCGACCCGGCUGUACAAGGCCACAGCCGUCUCCUUGCACCGUAGCGUCUACGUGCUGGGCGGCAUGGUCGUGGGCACAGAGAAGGGGGUGCCCAGUCACGACACCUACAUCUUCUCCCUGAAACUCAACCAGUGGAGGCUGGGGCAGCCCAUGCUGGUGGCCCGUUACUCCCACAGAAGCACUGCCCACAAGAACUUCAUCUUCUCCAUUGGGGGGAUCGGAGAAGGGCAGGAGGUCAUGGGCUCCAUGGAGAGAUACGACAGCAUCCGUGACGUCUGGGAGAGUAUGGCCAGCAUGCCAGUGGGGGUUCUCCACCCUGCAGUCGCCGUGAAAGACCAAAGACUCUACCUCUUUGGGGGAGAGGACAUCAUGCAGAACCCUGUGCGCCUUAUCCAGGUGUAUCACAUUUCCAGAAACACGUGGUUCAAAAUGGAGACGAGAAUGAUCAAGAACGUGUGUGCCCCUGCGGUGGUGCUGGGGGAGCGGAUUGUCAUCGUGGGAGGUUACACCAGGAGGAUCCUAGCUUAUGACCCUCAGUCCAACAAAUUUGUCAAAUGUGCGGACAUGAGAGACCGGAGGAUGCACCACGGGGCCACGGUGAUGGGGAACAAGCUCUAUGUGACAGGCGGGCGGCGGCUGACCACAGACUGCAACAUCGAGGACUUGGCCUCCUUUGACUGCUACGACCCUGAGACGGACACCUGGACGUCACAGGGACAGCUGCCUCACAAACUCUUUGACCACGCCUGCCUCACUCUCCAGUGCAUACCCCACGCCUCCAACUUCCCACGAGCUUAAGGAGAAUCCGAGAGGCCACCGCUUAGUCAAGAUGCUCUUGCUGCAAGAGACAGAA